This is a messenger RNA of Hevea brasiliensis (rubber tree), 1473 nucleotides long. Its product is annotated as probable pectate lyase 4. The transcript is spliced from 4 exons. The record is from RefSeq and is a predicted model, not a curated record. The coding region runs from base 167 to 1300 and encodes 377 amino acids. Gene Ontology annotation, molecular function: pectate lyase activity. NCBI's taxonomy places the organism in Eukaryota, Viridiplantae, Streptophyta, Magnoliopsida, Malpighiales, Euphorbiaceae.
CAAAGCUAAAUAACCAUCUCAUUGAAACGAAUUGAAAAAACUUUAACCAUUAUUAAAUAUUUACUAUAAAACCCUCUUCCCACCCAAUUCUUCCCAGCAAAUCUAGCUAGCUACUAUCUUUUUUGUGGCAUUUGAAUCCAAAGCAAUAAGAAGUGUUCGUACAAAGAUGGCCUUACAAUGGCAAUUCGCUUUAGUUCUUUGCAUGGUCUUCUUCUUCACCCCUAAUUUUUGUCUUGCACAAAAGAUGAAUCCCAUUGAUAGUUGCUGGAGACAGAACCCUGAAUGGCGAAGAAAUAGGCAGCAAUUAGCCACUUGCUCCGUGGGGUUUUCAGGGAAGAUGACUAACAAUAUUGGAAAAGAUAUUAUCCGCUAUAAAGUGACUGAUCCUAGUGAUGACCCAUUAAACCCCAAACCAGGAACCCUGAGAUAUGGAGCCACCAUGAUCAUUGGCAAAGUGUGGAUAACUUUUCAAAAGAACAUGAAUAUUGAACUUCAAAAGCCCCUUCUCAUUAGCAGUUUCACCACCCUCGAUGGUCGUGGUGCCAACGUUCACAUUACUGGAAAUGCUUGCCUUCUAGUCUACAAGGCCACCGAUGUAAUAAUCCAUGGCCUAAGGAUUCACCAUUGCAAGGCCACAGGUCCUAGCUCGGUGAGGGGACCAAAUGGAGAAAUGGUGACCCUAGGUCAAAUGGAUGGGGAUGCAAUAAGGUUGGUCACCGCAUCAAAGGUUUGGAUAGACCACAAUACUCUAUACGCAUGCCAAGACGGUCUUCUGGAUGUAACUCGUGGAUCUACCCACAUUACCAUCUCUAACAACUGGUUCAAGGACCAAGACAAGGUUAUGCUUCUUGGACAUGAUGAUGGGUAUUUGAGAGACAAGGACAUGAGGGUGACUGUUGUGUUCAAUCAUUUUGGUCCAAAUUGUAAUCAGCGGAUGCCAAGGGUUCGCCAUGGAUAUGCACACGUAGCCAAUAACCUUUAUCAAGGAUGGGAACAAUAUGCAAUUGGGGGAAGCAUGGAUCCUAGCAUUAAGAGUGAAGCCAAUUACUUUAUUGCACCAAAAUUAGGAAACAAAGAGGUAACAUGGAGAAAAGGCAUUACUAUGAACAGCAGGCCCUGGAACUUCUACUCUGUGGGGGAUGUUUUCGAGAAUGGAGCUUCUUUCACCCAAACUGGUUUAGGCAAGGCAAAGCCAAAUUACACCAAUCAACAAAGGUUCCAGGUUGUUGAUGCCAAGUUUGUUAAGUCUAUAACGAGCUCGUCAGGUGCUUUAAAGUGCUUUAGAACCAUUAUGUGCUGAGUCAAGAACCAUGGAUUAGAGACUAUGAGUCAAGGACCAUGGAUUAAAGACUAUGAAGAAAACGGCAGAUAUCAGCACAUAGUCACAUAUUUAAUAACUAGAUAUAUACAAUUAACAUGUACUCCUCCACUUGGGCCAUUCUACCUUGUAAUGUUUUCAGGAAAAAAACAACU